Hermetia illucens (black soldier fly) is the source of this 4658-nucleotide messenger RNA. RefSeq names its product voltage-dependent calcium channel subunit alpha-2/delta-3 (gene stj). NCBI's taxonomy places the organism in Eukaryota, Metazoa, Arthropoda, Insecta, Diptera, Stratiomyidae. The coding region runs from base 327 to 4142 and encodes 1271 amino acids. The transcript has 25 exons. Gene Ontology annotation, molecular function: voltage-gated calcium channel activity. The record is from RefSeq and is a predicted model, not a curated record. Gene Ontology annotation, cellular component: voltage-gated calcium channel complex.
AAAAACACCGAUAGACACAAGCCUUACUGUCGGCCAUGUUGGAAAAAUUCUAUCGUUUCCCUUGAGCUGGAUUAAGUUUUCGGUUUUUUUCAUGUGAAGAAACUCGAAAAAAAUUGAUAAAAUUGCUCGGGUUUGUGAGAAUAGUAGUAGUCGCGUUAGGUUUAUAUGAGGAUACAUUGGAACCAUGCGUUCUGAACGAAUUAUGUACAAAAAUGAAAUUAUAACAGUGCCAUAUGAGAAAGUAUCGAAUUAGUGCAACCUUUUCCUAGUCUAAACUAGAAAAUUUAACGAUAUUACUUAAAUCAAUGUUAAAGUAAAAUGAAAUUAUGAGGAGGAUCAAGAAGCUAGUCUCGGCGUUAAGUGUGUUUUGUUUCGUUGCCUUUUUUCCACAAAGUGCCGACUUUUCGUCGCGUCCUGCUGAGGAAAAUAUUAAAUACGAUCUUGUACAUCGGUGGGUGGAUAAGCUCGGCUUGGAAUUAUGGCACCUGGGGGACUUCAUAACGAGGCGGAAGGAAGUUCAAGAGAGUUUCAAAGAGGCGGAAGUUGUUUCUCGAGUUGGAGCAAAAAUUGUGGAGGACAUGGCAAAUGAUAUUAAAGUUAUGAUGGAUUUAAAAAUCAGCGCUGUCCGGAGAAUCAUGGACACAGCUGAAAACACAGCCAUGUCUCACCAGAAUGAGGAAGUUGACAAAUACUUUGAAUAUUACAAUUCAAAAGAUAUGAUCGAGCCUGGGGAAACACCGCCGACUGAACCACCCAGAGAUCUCGAAGAAAUGGGAGUGCCUCGCAUUGUCCUACCCCCAAAAGAAAUUGUUCUUACGCCAAAUGCACAAUUUUUCAAUAUACCUGUAAAUACUAGUGUGAGUUCUGUACAUGUUCCAACGAAUGUUUUCGAUCGAGCAAACGAAGUAAUUAAGGCAAUAAAGUGGUCGGAAAACCUUGACCGGAUAUUUCGGGACAACUAUCGAAAAGACCCGACUUUGUCUUUUCAGUUUUUUGGUAGUUCGACUGGUUUUAUGCGUCAGUUCCCUGCGUCUAAAUGGUCCUACGACCCGGUUGAUCUCUACGAUUGUCGGUUACGUUCAUGGUAUAUAGAGGCUGCGACAAGUCCCAAGGAUGUUAUCAUCCUGGUGGAUAGUUCAGGUUCUAUGACUGGACAGAGGAAAGAUAUCGCAAAGCAUGUUGUCGGGACAAUCCUAGAUACGUUAGGAACAAAUGACUUUGUGAAUAUCUUCACCUUUGCCGAGGAGAUAGAACCAGUAGUGCCAUGCUUUAAUAAUAUGUUAGUCCAGGCAACCUUAGGAAACAUCCGACAAUUUAAGUUAAGUCUGGAAUCCUUAAACACUCAAUCAAUUGCAAAUUUCUCAGCAGCCCUGACAAGAGCAUUUGAAAUCCUCGAAGAUUAUCGGAAUGAAAGCACAGGCGCGUCUUGCAAUCAGGCGAUAAUGCUAAUUUCCGACGGCGCCCCAUACAAUUACAGGGACAUCUUCGAACAGUUCAACUGGCGAAACUUGCCUUAUAUGCCCGUGCGUGUGUUCACCUACUUGAUUGGUAAGGAAGUGGCCGAUGUAAAGGAAAUUAAGUGGAUGGCCUGUGCAAACCAGGGGUAUUAUGUACACCUCAGUGACCUGGCCGAAGUGCGAGAACAAGUUUUGAAUUACAUCCCUGUGAUGGCUAGACCACUAGUAUUAGGAAGACAUGAUCACCCAGUGAUAUGGUCACAGGUUUACGCAGAUGUUAUAGAUCCAAAAAUGACUGAUUGGCUUUGGGAGGUGAAAGAAUGUGAAGAGCAGAAAGAUCGAUUUCUUAGUGCCCGAAGGAAUAAGUUAUAUUUUUCUGACGCCGAGCGAGAGCGGAGGGAGAUGAGAAAACUUUAUAGGAAUUUGCAGCAAUCCAAGGAAUCGCCCAAAUAUAAUUUUGUGACCACCGUUUCCAUCCCAAUUUAUGAUCGACGGGAAAACGCGAAUAUCACCGAAGAUGUCUUGAUUAAUGAAGCGUACUGGGAAAGAAUAACACGUGAGACUCGCAUUGCGAACCUACUUGGCGUUGCAGGAACAGAUAUUCCUAUAAAGGAAAUCAAAAAGAUGAUGACACCUCAUAUGCUUGGAGUUAAUGGAUAUGCCUUCAUUGUUACUAACAAUGGAUAUAUAUUGGUUCACCCAGACUUAAGGCCCAUAUUCCAAGACAUACUCAAACCAGCAUAUAAUAGCAUAGAUAUGAUGGAAGUGGAAUUACUGGAUGAUGACCGCUCACCCCGGGAUUUCAAUACUAAUCUUGUUAUGAUAAGAGACUCCAUUAUAAAACAAGAAAGUGGCAAUACAUGGAUGAUUACGAAAUCUCAUUAUGAUGACAUGAGGAGAGUAGUAGCCAAGCUGAAACGCCUGUACUACUGGACUCCUAUUCUCAACACUCCAUUUACGCUAGUCAUUACCUUCCCAGAACAAUAUGGAUUGAACCGGCUACAGAUUCGUAGCGACAAUGAAAUCCAUCGAAUCCAUAUCAAGGGUGGUAAUGUUUCAAGUUACUUCAGCGGGCAUUGGAAGAUCCAUCCGGACUGGCUUUACUGUAAAGACAGUAACAGAUCGUUCUCAAGUCCAGAAGCUGAACUGCUUCACUUUUUGGAGAGAAUGAAGGCUCCAGGAUGGAAGUGGCCUCUCAAUAGGACGCCACCACCUCCCGAACAUACUGUGUUCUCUAACUCAAGUUCGGGCCGUGUUUCAUCGAAGCCUGAUAAGGAAUCCUAUUAUUGUGACCGAAAAUUGAUGCAGGCACUGGUUUUCGACGCACGAGUGACAGAGUGGUUCACCAAGAAUCUUAGCCACAGUACAAAGGAGGAUAAAGGUCCAAGUCCCAUAGCGGUUUUAAUGGGAUUGUGGCCAAGGAGUGAAUUUAAGCAACGUUUCGGUAUCACAGUAACUUUUCUGGCUACCCAUAGUGGUCUUACUAGAUGGCAGGAAUUUUACACCAAUAAAGCGGACGAGAUGCGCCCUGAACAUGAGUUUAGUGACAACAAUCGGCGCUCCAUAGACGAGGUCUGGUAUAAAAGAGCGGUAGAACAGCAUUUUACCGAGCCACAAAGUUUCGUUUAUUCAGUACCAUUUAAUAUGGGGGAGGAUCUUUCCGACAUAUUGGUGACAGCCAGCCAUGCUAUUUUCCAUACAGAAGGGGGGAAAAGUGCGCCAGCAGCUGUAGUUGGCUUUCAAUUUCGACAUUCAGCUCUUGUUACGCUUUUCAAAAAUAUUACCAAUUACGUUCACCAUAAGGUUGAUUAUGGCUCAGAUUUUGCUGACAAUUGUGCGGUGGAGUCAACAGCCGACUGUGCAAAAACGAAAACUUGUGCAUCUGAUUCGAUUGACUGUUACAUCCUCGACAAUAAUGGCUACGUGAUCAUUUCACCUAAAUCAUCUGAUACUGGUAAAUUUUUCGGGGAAGUGCGAGGAGACAUAAUGACAAGAUUAGUUCAGGAAGGUGUUUACAAAGAUGUAACCAUAUAUGAUUACCAAGCAAUUUGCUUUGAACCAAAAUUCAACGAUAAUUCUUCAAAUCGACUCCGAUCGCCUUUAAAGCAUUUUCUCACUUUGGUUAAGUGGUUUUGGAGACAGAUCGUUUGGGCCUUUGUAAAUCUCCAGAUUAUCCCAAUAGAAGCCAUGAAUAUGUCCUACAUUGACGACGAAUUCUCAGAUAGACACCCACCGUCCAAAGCCGAAGUACAACAGUUCGAUAGUCGUGUUUUGAUUAAACGAACUCGGCCUCAGUCCUGCGACAAGGAGAUGAAACUCUACACCCUAGACUUGAAUGAAAAUCGGACUGUGUUCACAACAGCAUCAAUGGGUUGCGAGAGACCAUUUGUGAUAAUGCCAAUUCCUGCCAGCAAUCUAUUUCUUCUUGUGGUUGACGCUCUAUGCACAGCAGAUCCUUCUAAAGUACUGACCACAUUGCCAAAGGAAGUCGAUUACAACCAAUCACUUCCAUGUUUUAAGUCGAGGAACCAAAGCUUCUCCAGGAAAAGACCCUUGAGCUGUAUAAACAAACAUGUCAAUGAAAGUUCUAUCGAACUGUGCGGAGACGCCAGUCACGUGUUAGCCAACUACCUUUUGAUAGCUAUCGCGUUAGGUUUAAUCCACUUUUUUAAAUUUAGUCUUUGAAAAUAACGGUCAGCUUAUAAACAACUGCUGUAUAGCUACAACUUAUAAAAUGUAUAUGAGAAACUAUAUAGACAAGGAGCCUGGUCACUGCGACUAGUAUUAUUUAGCUUUUGUAAUACUUAGGUAAAUGCAAAGAAAAUCUUGUUAAAGAACAAAUCUCUCCAUAGCAUUAACUCCUUUAAUUAAUUCCUAUUAAAAUUCUAUUUAACUGUUAACGUCUUACUCAGAGAUUCUAUUAUUUAUUAUUUGUCUCCAUCAUGAAUGUUAUCAUUGUCUUCAGGAUCAUAAUCAAUUAUACACAAAGCAAAGGAACGAAUGCCACAGUUAAAUUUAUAACCGGAUAUGUCUAGUGAUGAAGUACACAAGAAAGUAUUAUAAAUCGUCGUUAAAUAAGAUCUAAGAUCAAUAGUUUUAUGUUGGAAAUCUGUUUCUUUUCUAAGCGGAGAAAUUUCAUGUACCUAACUAAUUCUAAUGCUUGAAUAAAGUGUAAUACGCCAACAAGGUUUACAUCAUUAA